AGCAGUUGCGCUGUCUCAGACGAGCUCUUAACCGAAUUAACGCCUGGCAGGUUCCUUCCGUUCGAUUCUUCCACAGAACUGAGUCAGCAUGGAAGAGACAGAGCUGGUAAAAGUGCGGCUUCAAGCCAUUACGAGUAAGAGAAGAAUCCAGGAGGAUAUUGCUUUGAAGCGACAAGAGAUUGACAGGGAGAAGCUAAAACUUCAACACCUCAAGAAAAAGUCCAUGAGGGACCUUUGGCUCAUGGGUGACACGAGAUCUGCUAAUGUCCAGGAGGUCCAGAAAGCUCAGGAGGUGGUCCAACAGACCAAACUACUGCAGAGCAAUAUUCAUCGGAUAGAGAAAGAAAUAGAGGCUCUGGAGCAAGAAGAGCUUAACAUCUCUACAAAUGAAGGUCUAAUUCUAAAGAGGCUGAAAUCCAUUGAGAAGUCAACAGAGGAAAUAAUUAAGGCAGCAAAUGCAAAUUUUAAUUCAGAGACAGCACCUGUUUACACAGGAAAUCCAGAAAUGGGAAAGUUAUAUACAUCUUUAAACCUGAAGAAACAACCAACCCCAGAUUCAGGAGCCCAAACUGACCAACACAAACCUGCCUUGUUUGCCAUGGAGAUCAAUGUGCAGAAGGACCUGCGCACGGGCCAAUCCCAUGUCCUCUCCUUCUCAACUGUGUCCCCUCAAGAGCUUCAGCAGAGGGGUAUCAAGGUGUACGAUGACGGUCGCAAGUCAGUGUUUGCACUCCGCUCUGAUGCCAGCCAGCGUAGUGGCAAUGGAGUGGCUGAGCUCAGUGCCAGGGAGGUGGAGGAUCUCCUCAAGCAGGCAACCAAGAUGAAAAAGAGGCCCCAGGGACACAGUAGUGAGCCUUCAUCCCCAAUGAACUACAGCUGCUCACUGGUCCACAGCAUGCCUCACAUACACCACGCUAGUCACCACACCAGUGGCUGUCCUGAGCCUUUUGUGGUGGAUAAGACUACAUGGCCUGAAUUGAGAAGAGACAGAGGUGUGCAGUAUCCAGGACAGGAGCUUCAUGGACCUGCUCAUAUGUUCCAACCUUAUGAUGGAGAGACCCAGUUUUAUCACAUCAACAAUGGGAACAGCCAUGGUCAUGAGAUGUAUCGAGCAGGUCCAAGACAUGGAUGUGGGCCAUGUUAUGACCUCAGAGACACACAAAGGGGAGCUCUGUGUGUGGACCCUGAUAUGACCAACUGGCCUCCCUCAUCCUGCAGUGACAACUCCAAGCCCAGCAUCCUAAACACUCUACCCUCAGAUGAGCCAGUCACCAUGAUCUUCAUGGGCUAUCAGCCCACUGACAAUGACCACCAGAGCUCCAAGGGCUCCAUUCGGGCUGAGCUUGUCGUUAUCGGUGAGGGUGAAGAAGACCCCAGCCCCUGUGCUGCUUCAUAUCACCACUCAUCUGUUGGCCUGCACCAGAACCGCAACACCAACAACACCACCCCACGGCAGGAUUCAGAGGGCGCUUUGAGCAACCCACCAGCCACAGCUUCCUGGAUGGACACAAGGACCCAGGAGCAAAGCACCUGGAGCCUGGGUGACCAGCUCUGAGAUGCCGAAGAGAAGACGACGACUAACUGCAGAACUAAAAAGAAGCACCAGUCGUGGAAGAAGCAAGACUGUAUAUUUUAUGCUGAAGAUGUUAACUGAUAGCAUUAUAACCUUGACCAGGAUCUUUUAGGAGCUA
Messenger RNA from Electrophorus electricus (electric eel), 1691 nucleotides. The record is from RefSeq and is a predicted model, not a curated record. NCBI's taxonomy places the organism in Eukaryota, Metazoa, Chordata, Actinopteri, Gymnotiformes, Gymnotidae.